Messenger RNA from Ambispora leptoticha, 3111 nucleotides. NCBI's taxonomy places the organism in Eukaryota, Fungi, Glomeromycota, Glomeromycetes, Archaeosporales, Ambisporaceae. The record is from the annotation of a GenBank genome assembly.
AUGACAAAAACUACUCGGAAAGCCAAAAUUCUCGUGCUUCCCGGUGAUAAUGCAGGUCCCGAAGUAGUGGCCGAAGGUAUCAAAAAAACUCUAAACGCUGCCAAAGAAUCAGAUGCAAUCCUUUUGGGUGCUGUUGGUGGUCCUCAAUGGACAUCUGGACCUCGUCCUGAACAAGGGCUUUUAGAGAUUCGUAAAGCUUUGGAUUUAUACGCGAAUCUUCGGCCUUGUUCAUUUGCUAGUGAUGCCCUUUAUGAAUAUUCACCACUGAAAGAGAAAGUUGUUAAAGGAACCGAUUUUACAAUUGUCAGAGAAUUAGUUGGUGGUGUUUAUUUUGGAGAAAGAAAAGAAGAAGAUGCAAGUGGAAAAGCUUUGGAUACUCUUCCAUAUUCAGUUGAGGAGGUGGAAAGAGUAACACGCCUCGCCGCAUAUCUUGCACUUCAAAAAUCACCACCAGCCACUAUACAUUCAAUUGACAAAGCCAAUGUUUUAGCGACUUCAAGAUUAUGGCGUCGAGUUGUCACAGAAACACUCCAAAAAGAAUUCCCAACAAUCCCAUUUAAGCAUCAUUACGUUGAUGCGGCCGCAAUGUUCAUGGUCAAAAAUCCAACUUUGUUGAAUGGAAUUGUGCUCACUGAAAAUCUAUUUGGUGACAUUCUGAGUGAUGAAGCGAGUGUUAUUCCUGGUAGUUUGGGUCUUUUGCCAUCUGCUAGUCUUAGUGGUCUACCGGAUGGAAAGAGUCGAUGUCUUGGUUUAUACGAACCUAUUCAUGGAUCAGCACCUGAUAUUGCAGGACAGGGUAUCGUUAAUCCGAUCGCCACGAUUCUUAGUAUCGCUUUAUUGUUGAGAUAUUCACUGAAUCUGGAACGAGAAGCAAAAGCAGUAGAAGAUUCCGUUCGAAAGGUAUUGGAUAGUGAAGAAUUUGGUGGUUUCGCUUAUCGUACAAAAGAUUUGGGCGGUAAUAAAUCAACAUCUCAAGUCGGUGAUCAAGUUAUCGAAGUAUUGGAAGGUUAUUUGGAAGGAUUGAAUGCAGAAGAUCGUGUUUCGACUAUAACUCCAACUCGGGGUCUUUUACUGAAAAGACCUGAAGGCAGACGUGGCAUGACUCUAUGCGAAAAAACAAUCGCACAUGCUGCGAUUGGUUUGCCUCCUCCGGGUCAUGUAAAGCCCGGUGAUAUGGUCUGUGUCUCUGUUGAUUGGACAUUAGCAUCGGAACUAACAUGGAAAGGAAUGGAAAAAACAUUCGACAUAAUGGGACGACCUAAUAUUUACCGUAACGAUCGGUUCUGGCUUGCAAUCGAUCACACAGUAGAUCCACGUAUCAAUCAUAUGCCAAAACCUGCGGAAUUAAUUCAAGCAUCUGAAAAAUUUGCCAAGGAAGCUAAGCUUGUCGAUUUUUAUAAACCAAAUGUCACAAUUCUGCACACCGAAUUUUAUCGUGAACGAGCACAACCUGGUCAAAUGAUUAUUGGAGCCGAUUCUCAUUCAUGUUCAGCUGGAGCGGUUAGUGCUUUUGCCGUUGGUUUAGGUGCAGCUGAUGUUGUGAUGCCUUUGGUGACUGGCGAAACUUGGUUCAAAGUACCGGAAACCGUGGAAAUUCGAUUUGUUGGAAAGCCUCCAUUCGGUAUUGGUGGAAAAGAUGCAAUUCUUUACGUGUUGGGUGAACUGAAACGUAAUACUGUGGCUUUUGAACGUGCAGUUGAAUAUACCGGACCAGGACUAAAAUAUUUGUCAUGUGACGCACGAUUUGCUCUUUCAAAUAUGACCACGGAAUUUGGUGGUAUUGCUGGGGUAUUUGAAGGUGACGAAAUCACUGCAGCAUUUAUCGCUAAACGCAAAAAUCCAGCUCACAAGAACUCUGCUCUUUAUUUCCGUGCUGAUCCCGAUGCUCAGUACGCUGAAACUCAUGUCAUUGACUUAUCAAAAGUUGAUUCAUUAGUCGCGUUAUAUCCAUCCCCUGAUAACAUUGUUCCAGUUCGAAAAGCUCAAGGAACGAAACUUGACGGUGUAUUUAUUGGUGCAUGUACUACAGCCGAAGAAGAUUUAAUUCUCGCUGCUAUGGUAUUGGAACAAGGCUUGAAAAAAGGGUUAAGACCAACGAUAAAUGGUAAACGAAAGGUGACGCCGGGUAGUUUGCCAAUUGUUGCUAAAUUGCGUCGACUUGGCCUUUUGAAGGUUUAUGAACAAGCUGGAUUUGAGAUUGGGGCACCUGGUUGUUCUUAUUGUAUUGCUGUUGCUGCCGAUCGUGCUGGUGAAGGUGAAGUUUGGUUAAGUAGUCAAAACAGAAACUUUAGAAAUCGUAUGGGUAAAGGAGCGAUCGGUAAUUUGGCAUCAGCAGCGACAGUGGCUGCUUCUUCAUUCGAAAUGCAAAUUCGUGAUCCAAGAGAACUUUUAGAUCUAGUCGAUCGUGCACGAUACGAAGAAUACCUUGAACAAUGGCUACAAAAAGGCGAACCAAUAACAAUCUCUGAACCUAAUCCUCUUUUACUGGAUCCUAAUAGCGUACAAUCAAAAGAUACUUCCGCUAAACCACAAACAAAAUCAUUCUUACCAUCCUUCAUAGCCGGCAAAGUACAGAGAUUUGAGGAUAAUGUUGAUACGGACGCAAUUAUCCCUGCACAAUUUAUGCCCGGAACUAGUGACGAGGACCUUGGAACACAUGCCUUCCAAUAUGUGAGACCCGAUUUUGUAAGUAAAGUAAAAGAAGGAUUUACGAUCGUUGUCGGUGGGUCCGGUUUUGGAUCCGGAUCGUCUAGAGAAGAGGCACCGAGAGCUUUGAAAGGGGCUGGAAUUCAGGCGCCUAACAUGGCACUAUUGGGUAUAACAGUAACCGAUGAAGAAUUUUAUAAUCUAGCUCAAGAAGGCGCCGAAGUAAGCAUCGACGUCAAAAAUCGUAAAGUUAAGGUUAACGACAAGGAAUUCGAAUUUUAUUUGUCAGAAAUGGAAGAGAAAUUGAUCGCGGCUGGCGGUGUCACAGAAAUGUAUAAAAAUUAUGGCGCAAACCUGUUUAGAGCUGCGGUUGGAUUAGAAGCUUCAGCUGUAGGAAGUUGUGCGACUGAGGCCUCUUCAGAAGUUAAGGAUUGUGGGAGUGGAGGAAAGGAAUUGGCGUGGUAA